ACAGUGGGAGGGGAUGAAUUAGAGGGUGUGGCAUUCUGCAUAUAACACUCUGCGUGUUUUCCCAGCCCUCACUCCCUCACCAUCACUUGCUUUUCUUUGUUCGUUCAUCGUGAACUCUGCAAAAAAAUCCAAGUCAUCAUGUCACAAAUUCAGCAGGCCAUGGCAAUGUUAAUUGCAGCUUUUCAUAAAUACUCCGGAAAGGAGGGAGACAAAAAAACCCUGACUAAAGGCGAGCUAAAGGACUUGCUUACUACAGAGCUGGGUGAUGUUUUUGGGAAAACCGAGGACAAGACAGCACUUGACAAGAUCUUUAAGGACCUGGAUGCAAAUGCUGAUGGAACCGUGGACUUCCAGGAGUAUGUCACCCUGAUUGCCUGUAUCACUAUGCUGUGCAAUGAAUUUUUUUCAAAAAAAUGAAUGAUUCAUAAAUCAUUAGCCUUGUCAUUAUUAUAAAAUGGUUUUGUCUGUAAAGUGAUGGUGUAUUGAAACUAAUUAAAUACAACAUGAUGUUUUGAAUUAAA
This is a messenger RNA of Triplophysa rosa, 521 nucleotides long. Its product is annotated as ictacalcin-like. Bases 139 to 417 code for a protein of 92 amino acids. The record is from RefSeq and is a predicted model, not a curated record. Lineage: Eukaryota; Metazoa; Chordata; Actinopteri; Cypriniformes; Nemacheilidae. The transcript is spliced from 3 exons. Gene Ontology annotation, molecular function: transition metal ion binding; calcium ion binding.